GCGCUUCUCACACCCUCUCUCCCUCCCAACUUCUCAAAUCCUCCAUUUUUUUUUCUCUGCAACCAACUGUUUCAAACGAAACGAAACGAAACGAAACGAAACGUUCCGAAUACCAAAAACACCAUUUUUAUGCUUUUCUGAAUCGAUCAUGGCAUCUACAAAGAAAGAUGUGGAUCGGAUCAAAGGUCCGUGGAGCCCCGAAGAAGAUGACAUGUUACAGAAACUAGUUCAAAAACAUGGAGCUCGAAACUGGUCUCUGAUAAGCAAAUCUAUACCAGGUAGAUCUGGAAAAUCGUGCCGGUUACGAUGGUGUAACCAGCUCUCUCCUCAGGUGGAGCACCGGGCUUUCACUCCGGAAGAAGACGAGACUAUCAUGAGGGCUCACGCCAGGUUCGGCAACAAAUGGGCCACGAUUGCCCGGUUGUUGUCGGGUCGGACCGACAACGCCAUUAAAAACCACUGGAACUCGACCUUGAAGAGGAAGUGCUCGUCUAUGAGCACCGAUGAAGGUGACGACUGUUCCAAUCAUCAACCGUUGAAAAGAUCGGUUAGUGCCGGGUCGGCUGUUCCGGUUUCGGGCCUCUAUUUGAAUCCGAGUAGUCCUUCCGGAUCCGACGUCAGCGAUUCGAGCCUUCCUGUUAUGUCUUCGUCUCAUGUAUACCGACCUGUAGCGAGAACAGGUGGCGUCUUGCCUCCACAGGUUGAAACCACGUCGUUGAAGAACGAUCCAACGACCUCUCUGAGCCUUUCGCUUCCCGGAGUCGAUUCGUCUGAUUCUUCCAAUCGCGUGAACGAGGCGACUCAGUUACGACCACCUCCGCCGGCGGCGGCGUUGGUUUCAAUGAAUAUAGAGUUCGCAUCACCGUCGAUGGCGGCGGCUCCGGCGAUUGUAGUACCAGUUCAGCCGGUAAAUCAAAGGAACAGUGAGUUCGGAGGGGUGUCAUCGCCGGCGCCGGAGACGGCGUUCCCGCAGUUCAGUGCGGAGUUGUUGGGGGUGAUGCAGGAGAUGAUAAGGAAGGAGGUGUGGAAUUACAUGGCGGGAAUAGAACAAAUACCAACACAACAGCAAGGUGGAUAUUGUAUGCCACAGGCUACUGCAGAUGGAUUCAUGAACGCAGUUGUGAAGCGCAUCGGAAUCAGCAAGAUCGAGUAGUUGAAAGUAAGGCUGAGUUUGGAUGGGAAUGAAAUGGAUUCGAAUCAAGUGAAUUGGACCUCGUUUCUGUUUGGAAAUGUACCGAUAAUAAUUUAGGUCAGUGUACAGAGUGAGGGAGAUAGACCGUGGAAGAGAACAAAAUGGAAUCGAGAGAACGAGAGAGUUGAGAGCAGAAAAAUGCAACUUUUUUUCUUUUUUUCUUUUCGGUUUAUUCUCUAUAUUUGGGACUUUUGUUCAUCAGGUAAUGAGAAAAAAAACUAGCUGGAAAUUAAGUUUAAAAAAAAAAAUUAAAAAAAAAACAAUCUUUUGAAUUUUCAA
Molecule: messenger RNA, 1471 nt
Organism: Camellia sinensis
Lineage: Eukaryota; Viridiplantae; Streptophyta; Magnoliopsida; Ericales; Theaceae
Product: transcription factor MYB44
Biological process (GO): regulation of DNA-templated transcription
Cellular component (GO): nucleus
Molecular function (GO): DNA-binding transcription factor activity, RNA polymerase II-specific; RNA polymerase II cis-regulatory region sequence-specific DNA binding
Source: RefSeq, a predicted model, not a curated record